Molecule: messenger RNA, 1369 nt
Organism: Oryctolagus cuniculus (rabbit)
Lineage: Eukaryota; Metazoa; Chordata; Mammalia; Lagomorpha; Leporidae
Source: RefSeq, a predicted model, not a curated record
AUGCUCGCUCGCGGGCUCCGCCGCCGCCUGUGCCGCGGCCUGCGUCCGGCCCCGCUGCGGCCCCGAAGUCCGGCCCCGAAGUCCGGCCCCGCGCCCGCGCCCGUGUCCCGUGUCCCCGGGCGGCGCGAGUGCGCGUCGGCGAGUGCCCGCCGCCCGCAUGCUGCGCUGGCUGAUCGGGGGCGGCCGGGAGCCCCCGGGGCUGGCCGAGAAGUCUCCCUUGCAGUCAAUAGGUGAAGAGCAAACCCAGAACCCCUACACCGAGCUGCUGGUGCUGAAAGCUCACCAUGACAUCGUGCGAUUCCUGGUGCGGUUGGACGAGUACAGAUUUGCAUCAGCUGGUGAUGAUGGCAUUGUGGUUGUAUGGAAUGCACAGACAGGAGAAGAGCUUUGGGAACUCACUGGACACACUCAGAAGAUAACAGCUGUCGCUGCGCUCCCUUCCCUGGACUCCUGUGGCGAGCGCCCCCUCCUCCUGACAGCCUCUGCGGACAGAACAGUGGGCGUAUGGGAUAGUGGUACUGGCAGACAAGUUCAGAGAUUAUCAUGUUUCCAGUCCACUGUAAAGUGUUUAACGGUUCUUCAGGGACUGGACGUCUGGCUGUCUGGUGGGGAUGACCUGUGUGUGUGGAGCCGGAAGUUAGACCUCCUGUGUAAGACCGACCACCUCUCCGAUACAGGGAUCAGUGCUUUGGUUGAAAUACCGAAGAACUGUGUCGUGGCAGCAGUUGGCAGAGAGCUGAUCAUUUUCAGGUUGGUGGCACCCUCGGAAGGAUCCCUGGAGUGGGACAUUGUGGAAGCUAAGCGCCUCCUCGGUCACCAGGAUCAUAUUCUGUCCUUGGUCAAUGUCAACGGCAGCUCAUCUCGUGCUCAGAAGACGGCAGUGUGCGCAUCUGGGCGCUACGUGAAGCCCAGCAGGCUGCAGCCGAGCCCGUGCCCACAGGGUUCUUCAACAUGUGGGGAUUUGGGAGAGUGAACAAGCAGGCCAGCCCGCCUGCUAGGAAACCAGAAGUCGCCACUUCCUGCUCGCUGGAGCUCAUCGGAGACCUCAUCGGCCACUCCUCCUCGGUGGAGAUGGUUCUGUACUUCGAAGAGCACGGCCUGGUGACGUGUUCGGCCGACCAUCUCAUCGUUCUGUGGAAGAAGGGGGCGCGCGAGUCUGAGCGGCGCAGCUUACAGCUGUUUCAAAAACUGGAGGAGCAGGGGGGCUUGCACCGCGCCGCCUAGCCGAGCCCCGCGGCCCGGUGAGUGUGCACCGUGACAGGGCCCGGCACUCGCUGCAGUCCUCAUCGUUCUCUCAGCAGUAGUGCUCUGAAUGUACCCGCGGCCUGAAGAGAUCAUUAAAAUGUUAGUUCUAGUUACAAAGUGAGAA